This is a messenger RNA of Pyricularia grisea, 1067 nucleotides long. RefSeq lists its product as uncharacterized. The transcript has 3 exons. Gene Ontology annotation, cellular component: nucleolar ribonuclease P complex; cytosol; ribonuclease MRP complex. Bases 171 to 896 code for a protein of 241 amino acids. The record is from RefSeq and is a predicted model, not a curated record. Gene Ontology annotation, molecular function: ribonuclease MRP activity. Gene Ontology annotation, biological process: tRNA processing; rRNA processing; nuclear-transcribed mRNA catabolic process, RNase MRP-dependent. NCBI's taxonomy places the organism in Eukaryota, Fungi, Ascomycota, Sordariomycetes, Magnaporthales, Pyriculariaceae.
CGGAACACCCAAACUUUUGGAUCAUUAAUACUUGACUGUCAUAUUGAAUAAAUAACCUUUUUUUUUUUGUUCAUUCAAGGCGCCGCCCGAGACACGAAUGCGGUAGUGAAUACCCUUAGGGCCUUAGGGUAAUACUAUCUUCCAGGAAUUCCAUACAAGCCAAUUCCAUCAUGGAACGCAAAAGGCUAUUACACCAACUCGACACCCCAUAUUCUGCAGUUCAAUGGCCCCAUGUGCUACCUGAAGAUCAGGAUACAGUCUUGGAACUUCUCUGCAGCCUUCUUUCCCCUUUAGGCGAUUAUCGACGAGCGCACUUGGUUCCAUCUAAGGGCAAGCGCAGCAAGAAAAAGUCAAAAAAGCAAGCAUCGGAUGGCCAACCCCCAGGCUCUGAGCGCCCUAGGCCACCUCCACCAGAGCUUUCGGCGUUUGUUGACAUUGGCUUGGCAAACAUCACUCGAUGUCUUCAGGAGGAUUCCGGAUCUUCAAUAAUCAGCCCUAGCGGGGAUGAAAAAUCCCAUGAGAACUUGAAGGGGACCCCAUACGCCAUGAUUCUCGUGGCCCGAUCAGGACAUUCCUCUGCCUUUCACUCACACUUCCCGCAGAUGGUUGCGAUGGCAUCUCAGUCUCGACCGAAUCAGCCUGCCAUUCGCCUGGUCGGCUUCAGCAAGUCUUGUGAGGACCGCCUCAGCGAUUGUCUUGGGAUCCCAAGAGUCUCGAGUGUUGCGUUACGGGCUGGAGCACCUUUGUCCAAACCCCUUAUUGGGUUUGUUCGACAAAAUGUUCCUGCCAUUGAGAUACCUUGGGUGGAGGAGGUGGCGGCCGGAUAUCAAGAGACAAAGAUUAAAACAAUUGAGGCUCCUGUAGGUCGCAAGAAGCAAAGAAUCGGGAAGACAUAGUCAGCCUAUCUUGCAGAGUCGGCUGUAGUCAUUUUCAAAAUCCGAGUUGGGCUGGUGAUGUCGGCAUUGCUGGCAAUUCAACGAGGCCCAGUCGAGCUGCUUUCAGAAGGCAUAUUUUAAUUGCGGUGGUUUAUAGCGUAUAGUUCACAAAGUCCCGUCCUCCAAUUUACG